Molecule: messenger RNA, 8218 nt
Organism: Petromyzon marinus (sea lamprey)
Lineage: Eukaryota; Metazoa; Chordata; Hyperoartia; Petromyzontiformes; Petromyzontidae
Source: RefSeq, a predicted model, not a curated record
UCAGUCUGCUGUGUGGUCUAGCCUAGGGGCACCCCCAGUGGCAGCUGUCCCAGUGCAUCAGUCUGCCAGUAGGAGGCGAUGAUUUAAGCUGUUUGUGACCCCAAUUGAUCAAUAACACAAUCCAGUACUUUAAAACAACAAAAACACAUUUCCCCCUGGCCAAAACAUGAUAGCAAGCGCGUUGAGUUCAUUUUUGCGUGUUUUUUUUAAUUGUGGUCUUCCUAUCGAUAGAAUAUGCACCUCCGCCAUAGUAACGUGCAAUUCCCAAGCACGAACUUAGACAGCCUUUGGAGGUGACAAACAUCUUGAGCUGGUAAGCUCUGGCAACGCAAUGACGUCGCCGCACACUCGUAAGCCCCAUACUAAGAUGGCGACACGUCAAGCUGCGCGCCGCCAUCUUGGGUAAGGAUCUGAACUUGAUCAAUGCGCGCGUCUCCUCUACCCCGAGUGUGUCAUCGAAUGCACGUGCUCCUUUUAUCCGCAUCUCCCAGAGUGUAAGCCCCUUACCAAGAUGGCGGCUCGCGAAGCUGCGUGCUGCCAUCUUGGGUGAGAAUGCAUUGGCGCGUUACGUCACGGGUUGAUUUGCAGGAUUCAGCCCAACGAAGUCGCAGAUAAGGUUUUAAUUUAAACGAGUUACAAUAUUCGCGUCGACACUCGUAAAGUUCUAUUUCACCUAAAUAAAACCCGGAAAAUAAUGAUUAGCCGUUCAGCUCUUGAAACUGCAUAAUUAAAUACACACGAAAAUCGCGCGUGUAACGGUACAGCGAUACACAUUUACGUAAGAGGACUUUAUCUUUUAUUGGUUUUAACAUCGCGACAUAAGCAUUACAACGCACGAAUAUAAAUCCACACAAAAGUUAACAGGCGAACGCCCCCGGGCCCACGCCUCCUCCUCCUCGUUAACAAAAAGCGCGCGAAUCGCAUCGGGCGGGCGGCGCGAAUGGGUCAACCGCGUAAACAAAAGGCAGCUCAAAACAAAACAAACAAAAAACACAUUACACACUUUAACACGGCGCGCGCGAUUUACCUGACAAACGAAAGCCUCUGCCUGCACCCGUUUUUUUUUGUAAAAAAAAAAUCAAGAAUAAUUUUACCUCACGAAUCCAUCGCAACACCCACGGUACAGUAAGUAGCAGCUCAAGCUCGCCAUUGCAAAUCCCUUGAGUAAUAACCAACCACUCGCCCACACGGCGACCAACAACCCUCGUCGUUCAGUCUCCCCCGGACACGGACGAGAGAGACGAAGAUGAACUUGGACCAGACGCAAGCGCUGGUGGAGAGAGACGAGGAGGAGGAGGCGGGAGAUAAGACGAAGAGGAGGAAGACGAGGAGGAGGAGGAUGAGGGAGACCGCAGUGGCAGUCCUCAGAGUCUUAGGUCACGAUUGCUUCUCAGAAACAGAGUUCCCCCUGUUCGCCGGCGAGACUGUGGUGGGGCGCGACCCGGGGUGCGGCGUCUGCGUGCCCGUCGCCUCUCUCUCCCGACGUCACGCCGCCUUCGAGGCCUCUCCCCCUCCUGACGGCGACGACGGCGGCGGCGGCCAUGACGCCAGGGACGCUCGCGACGAGAGCCCGGCGUUCGUGCGAGACCUGGGCAGUCUGAACGGCACGAGGAGGGGCCGCCUGACCCUGCGGCCCCACGCCAGAUACGAGGUUCGCGACGGAGACGUCAUCUCGUUUGGAGAAGUCCGGGCGAUUUUCCGUACGAGCCGGACCGUCGCUGCCUCUGUCUCGAACAAGGAACCUACCGGAGAAGCUGCUGCUCAUGAUGAUGAGUCUGCUGCUGCUGCUGCUGUUGCUGCUGCUGAUGAUGAUGUUCACCCUGCUGCUGCUGCUGCUGCUGCGGCGGGAGAAGAUGAGACAGAUUCCGACUUGGAUAUUUUUCCCGACGAAUCUGACCGGACAAACGGGAGAGGGGAAUCGAUCGGCGAGGCGGAACGGGAAGGUGGGGAGAAAGAAUCACGGAAUUCCGAGAGAGAGGCAGAAGAGAGAGGGAAGAUUCCAGAAGGAAGAGAGACAGAAUCCAAGAAUUCCAAGAUUCCCCAGCCGUCAACUGGCACCACUCAUGAUUUGUGGGCGGAGUUGGGGAUCGAAUCGGAUGUGGGGAAGGGAGAGGAAUCUGGGAAGGAUUCAUCAUCAGCAGGAGUUGGGAAUUCCUACACCGGCAAUUCCGACACUGGGAAUUCUGACACUGGGAAUGUAUCAGCAGGGAUUCCUAAGGAAGGCCGGGGAAGGGGUCUGGUCAUCGAGGAUUCCUGGUUGGAAGAAGAGGAGGGAGGGCAUCAGCGGCAGUUGCCGCUGGAGGAGACGCGGAACUAUGGGGGCGCUGUGGGUGGAGCGGCGCUGGUGCUGGGUGGAACCCCCGUGGUUCCCCCCCCACUGGGGAGAUCGGGAGGAGGAGACGGGGGGCCACGCGUCAUUGCCACCGGCUCCACCGGGAGCCCCUCCUGCUUGGAGCCGAGGAGGAGGAGGAGAGGGGCAGGUCGAACCAUCGUUGAUGAACAACUCUCUCCCUCCGACACCGUGGUCCCAGACAGUGAGGAGGAGCUCGAUGACUCUGGCCCACUGAUCCCAGCUCCCAGGAAGUGCUUGCGGCUCGACGUUUCAUCUUCCGAGUCCGAGACGUACUCCGCAAGAGACCAAACGGCCUCUCAGCCAAUCCUCUUGGGACCCCAGGCGAAUCUCACCAGGAGGUCGGACCAAGUCUUGGACGUCACUCCUCGCCACCGCCACCAUCAGCAACAGCAGCAGCAGCAGCAAGAGUUGCAGAGUUCGGGAAGUGAGACUGAUAUUGAGGAUUUGGAGGUGGAGGAGGAGCAAGGAGUUAGGGGAGAAGGAGGAGGAAGAAGUUGCCAAGCUGACGAAGGUGAAUCCGUGGAAUUGACAGCGAAACCUCCUCAACAAGCCCCAGAGUUUCACAUGGACAGUGACACGGACAUUGAAGAGGAUGCUGGAGAUGGCGGUGACAGCGGCGGUGGUGGCAGCGGUGGCAAAGUGGCUCAAGCUAUUGCUGGUGCUGCUGGUGCUGAGGACACGGAUGAAGAUGACGACAGCGAAGAUGAUGUUCAUUUGCUUGGUGGAUGGACCCGCCAGCCGGGAGCUGGAGUGGAGACAGGGCUAGAAGCAGAAUUGGGGGCAGUGCUUCACCGGGAGCUCUCCCCACAGAGCCUCUUAGACAUGCCGACUCAGCAGUUCCCCUGCAUCGAUGAGGUGGAGACGCAGGCGUACGUAUAUCCCAGGCAAAGUCAUUGGUGCUCCCUCUUUCCCAACUCUUCAGACUCUUCCACGCAGCCCUGCGGCACAGACUCCCCAUCCCAUCCACCGCCAUCAUCAGCAUCACCACGAUCAACAUCAUCAGCACUGCCAGUGGCAUCAAGAACAUCACCGUCAUCAUCAUCGUCCCUCGACGAGACACAGCCGAUGGAGCAGUACGCCGGCAACAAACGGCAAGCAACAGCUGCCAUGUCUCCUGCCACCGGCGCCUGCCCGUUUGACGACAGCGAGCCCACGCAGCCGGUGGAGCGGUUAUUCGGCGUCGGUAACGACCGCGAGAUUUCGCCGGGCGCCAGCGGCGGUGGGGAGGUGGCGACGGCGUCGGCGGGGGGGCGCCGAGCGAGCAGAGGGCGCCUGUCCAAAAGCCGGAGGUCGACGGCGGAAGUCUCGGUGGAGGUGCCGCCUUUGGGGGCGAGGGGCGGCCGAGGCGUAGGGGGCGGCGCCGGGAGAGAGGACGCCGAGGAGGAGGUGGGCGGAGAGGCGCCGGUGGAGGCCGCGGAUGAGACUCUCGGUCCGCAGGGUGAACUCUCGCGCGCUUUGAAGGAAGCGGGAGACGUCGGCAAGCCGUCGACGGAGGAGGCCGAAGGUGGCGGGUCGCCGGGCGGAGAUUCUGGUGGCCCGGCGAAUCUGAGAGACGAUCGAGACGGCGCGGCGGCGCUGGCGGAGAAGAGAGACCGCGGAGAGGAGGAGUCGGCUGCAGGUGACGGUUUGAUGAAUGCGGAAGGCGGGAACUCGGCCUCGACCACGGAAAAUCCCGAGGGUGCUGAGACCGUGAGCUCUGAUGACGACGAGACGAUAGACUUGGACGCCGAGUCGGAGAAGCGUGAAAGUGAGCUGACGGGAGGUGACGAGCCGCUCCGCUCCGACACCGGGCAGUCGACAGUCCCCCCCGCGGAAAGUUCAGAGGGGGGAGGAGAAGCCGGGGUAGGAGGAGGAGUGCCGGCGGAAACCACGGGCGAAACGCCAUCCCUGAAAACGGAAAGGUCAGCGGAAGAUCCAAAGCAUGAUGGAGACGGUGAAAAGAUUGCCGCUGAGAAGGAAGAUUCUCUGCCAAGCACCGCAGCCGAGUGCUCGUCGACCGCCGGGGGAGAUCGCGGGCGCGAGGGCGCGUCCACGGAGAUGGACGCCGCUUCGCUCGGUCCACGACGCGCGUCGGCAGCAGCGUCGACGGAAACCGGCGACGCUCGAGAGAAGUCGACCGAGAGGCAGGGUGCCUCCCUGCUGCCGCAAACCGCCGUUCCGCCGACUCCUGCUGCGGGCAGCGGAGAAGCGGUGCCGCCAGCGGAGAAGACGGCCGAAUCAUUGCAACCAGGGAGCCCGCCGUCUUCGAAGCGAGGAGGACGCCCUGGAGGGAAGUUGUCGGGCAAGAGAGACGGCCCGCGGGAGCGCGAAACGGCGGAGGGCCCUGCGACGAGCGGAGCGCGUGGAGGGUUGUCAGCGGUGGUUGUCGAGGAAGAGACUCGACGGCCCGAGGUCGAACGCCCGGGAACUUCGAAGAGACCCGGAAGGAAGUCGGCAAGGAAGCGGAACGACUUGGAAACGGCGGCGGCGGCGGCCUCCGGAGAGGCGAAGGGGAAUUCCGACGUCCCGUCGACGGCGGUCGGGGCGGACACGCGGCACCCUGACGCCAGGCGCACGGAAACUCCGAGGAAACCUGGAAAGCCCUCGGCGAAGGCUAAAGGUGACUCGUUCGGGUCGGAGACUUCGGUGGCUCCGGUCGAGGGCAGGGGGCGCGACGAGCUGACAGCAGGGGUUGAGGAGGCCGCCCGAGCCGCCCAACUUGAUUGCCCGGAAACCCUGAAGAAGGUCGGAAAGACGUCGACGGGAGAGAGACAGCCGGCGGCGGUGGCGGCGGCGGCGGCGGCGGCGGCGCCGGCGCCGGUUGAGGCGAGAGAUGGCGGAGGUCCGCCGACGGAGGAUGGAGAAGAAACGCGAGAGCGCCGCACGGAAUGUCCGGAAAGUUCGAAGAAACUCGGGAGGGAGCGGUCGGCGGAGGAUGGAGACGCCGCUCCGCCGGGAGAGGGCGAGCGCUCGGGAGACGCCGAGGAAGCGAGACUCGGCGGCGGCGCCGGUGGCGGUGACGACGAUGGCGGCGGCGGCGGCGCCGACGGUGAAUCGUCGGCCGAGCCUUCGACGCCCGCGGGGAGAAAUACGCCACGCCGUUCCGCCAGGACUCCGCGCGCGGGACUGGGCGGCAGCAAGUCCGCGACCGCCAAGAGGGGCGUCACGGCCGCUCCGCCGCCAGAACCGGAAACACAACCAGAACCGCCAAGGUCGAGACGCCGGCGGAAUUUGACAGCGGUGGUUAAGCGUCUGGCCAUGGUGAGGAGGGGUUCCGGGCGUCCGGAGGAUUUGACGAAAAGUCGAGACGACGGGGAGGAGAUGGAGGAAGGUGCUCAUGUGGACGCUGCUGGAACCGUUGAACCUCUGGCUGAAACAUCGAUCCAAAGGGACGUUAAGACAGGUCACCCCUCGCCCAGCACUCGUGGGAUUGGCCAAAGGAGGACAGCUGCCGGGAGGUCAAAGGUCGCGAGUUCAGAGGAUGACGCCACAGAGCAGGGUGGACGGGUGGUGGAGGAUGUCCCCAUAUCCAGCAGCAUGGAUCGGAAAACCCGAGCCAAGCAGAAAGCAGCGACGGCAACAUCGGCGACAGUGGCGGUCGAGUCAAGCGGAGGGGCAGGAAGUGACGUCGCCAGAGCCCCAAGCGACGACAGGACAGGAAGUGACGUCGCCAAAGCCCCACGCGACGACAGGACAGGAAGUGACGUCGCCAAAGCCCCAAGCGACGACAGGACAGGAAGUGACGUCGCCAGAGCCCCAAGCGACGACAGGACAGGAAGUGACGUCGCCAAAGCCCCACGCGACGACAGGACAGGAAGUGACGUCGCCAGAACCCCAAGCGACGACAGGACAGGAAGUGACGUCGCCAAAGCCCCACGCGACGACAGGACAGGAAGUGACGUCGCCAAAGCCCCACGCGACGACAGGACAGGAAGUGACGUCGCCAAAGCCCCACGCGACGACAGGACAGGAAGUGACGUCGCCAAAGCCGCAAGCGACGACAGGACAGGAAGUGACGUCGCCAAAGCCGCAAGCGACGACAGGACAGGAAGUGACGUCGCCAGAGCCCCAAGCGACGGCAGAACAGGAAGUGACGUCGCCAAAGCCCCAAGCGACGACAGGACAGGAAGUGACGUCGCCAAGGCCCGAGGCAACGUGCGGCGUGGUAGAAAUCCGCGGAGCAGCGCCGCCGCGACAGGAGGUGACGCCGCAGACGCUCGCAGCGACGCCGUCGACACGGGAAGCAGCGGCGCCGGGACGGGAACAAACGGCGGCAGCGCUGGCAGCGGCGGCGUCGCCCGGACAGGACGCGGCGCGUCCUCGAAACCAAGUGCUGGCCGGGCAGAAAGCGCCGUCGCUGCGGGAGGAAGUGAUGUCACAGCAACGGGAAGCGGCGUCGGCGAUGCCGUGCGCUCGGGAAGCGUCGCCCCCGGGACGGGAAGCGAAGCGGCGGCGGCGGCGGCCACUCCACCGACCAGUAAGGUGGCCCAAGGGAGGGCUCGAGGCCGGGUGAAGGGCGCGGCGACGCCACAGAGGAGGAGGAGGAGGACGACGCGGGCCGGCGGCGGCGAUGGCGGCGGCGAUGACGGCGGCGAUGACGGCGGGGAAGACGAGACGAGUGCCGCGCUGGCGCGGGGUGAGGAGGUCCACCUCGUCGUCUGUCCGGACGAUCCCAGAGGUCAGGGGGUCAGCGGCGGUCAUCGAGGGUCGGCCGAGGUGGUGGAAGGGCAGCAGCGGCGACAGCGGGGGGCGGGGGGUGGCACACGGGGCAGGGGACGAGCACGGGCGGAGGAGGUGGCGGAGGAGCAACAGCAGGUGGCCCCGCAGGAGGUGCCGCCCCCCUUGGCUGCCUCCCACAAUGCCGCGGGGCAGGAAGAGGGUAGCAGUGAUGUUGCCGCCGCCGCCGCUGCUACUGCUGCCAGUGAUGAUGGAGACGCUGGCGAUGGUGCGGGAGUUGACAGCGCCGCAGAAAUCCCGUCGGAAUUCCCGAAAAUCGGGAACAUCAGCAGCAUCAGGAACGUCGCAAACCACCGACGCACCGGGAACGCCGCAGGGGCGAGGAGGCCCAUCGGGAGUUUUGGGAACGCCGGAAAUUCCGGAGAGGAGAGGAACGCCGCAGGGGCGAGCGGCAUCGGGAAACUCGGGAACGCCGGGAACGCCGGGAACGCCGGGAAUUACAGGAGGGCGAGGAACGCCGCGGUAGCGUUCACGGGAGUGGCGGAGCUGGAGGCGCUGGAGCAGCGUGUGCGGACGCUGGGCUGGGCCGUGAGCGCCAGCGCGCGCGACUGCUCCCACCUCGUCACCGACCGCGUGUGCCGCACCGUCAAGAUGCUGUGCGCCGUCGCCAGAGGCGUGCCCGUCGUCACGCCGGCCUGGAUCCAGCAGUGUGAGCAGAGUGGCCGCGUGGUGGACAGCGACACGUUCAUCGUGAGCGACGAGGAGCAAGAGGCCAAGUUUGACUUCCGGCUCAGAGAGUCUCUCGCUGCGGCGAGAGAGAGGCCGCUGUUCCACGGCUUCCGCGUGCACGUGACGGCCGGAGUGAAGCCGGAGCCGGUCCACAUGCGCGACAUCGUGGAGUGCGGCGGGGCCACCUGGCUACCCAAAGUGCCUCGCACUGCACAGGCCGGAGUGGUCGUGGUGUCGUGCGCCGAGGACUCGGCGCGUCUGCGCGGGUGUCCCGGCGUUGACGUCGUGAGCGCAGAGCUCAUCCUCUCCGGCGUGCUCAGGCAGAGACUCGACAUUGACGCUCACCGCCUCAACAGCAGCCAGGGAGACGAGGCGGACAGCUCGGACAUCGAUGGGGGCAGAGACGUGGACCAGCGCGGACGUAAGCGCGCCAGCGUGCCUGCCACGCGGGGAGCCCAGGUUUCCAAACGCCGGCGCUGA